Molecule: messenger RNA, 390 nt
Organism: Entrophospora sp. SA101
Lineage: Eukaryota; Fungi; Glomeromycota; Glomeromycetes; Entrophosporales; Entrophosporaceae
Source: the annotation of a GenBank genome assembly
AUGGAUAGAAAAUUUUCGCUUGAAAGUAAAAUUAAUAAAAGAAAUACGAAUUCAAGUGGAAUUGAUGUGAAAAGUUUGGCACAUUACAUAAUUAAUCCUAAAGAUUUACGAGAAGAUUAUCCAACAUGGCAUUACUUUUAUCUUUGCACAUUGAUAGUUUUUGCAUUCAUCGCUUUGUUUAUUAUACCUGUUGUUUUUGGUAUGCUGGCAAUAAUUGGUGGUAUUGGCACUCCGUUUAUUUUAUCAAUUUUUGGAAGCUUCUUUGGUCUUUUCCUUGGAGCUGUAUUCGGUGUUGUAUUUGCAGUAGUUUGUAUUAUUCUCUUAUUUAAGUCUGUUGGUUGUGCUGCUGAAUGGGUCUUGGAGGCUCUUUCGAAUGGCGAAAAGAUUUAA